Messenger RNA from Lentinula edodes (shiitake mushroom), 1521 nucleotides. RefSeq lists its product as uncharacterized. Bases 1 to 1521 code for a protein of 506 amino acids. The transcript has a single exon. The record is from RefSeq and is a predicted model, not a curated record. NCBI's taxonomy places the organism in Eukaryota, Fungi, Basidiomycota, Agaricomycetes, Agaricales, Omphalotaceae.
AUGGACGUUUCUCAAUAUAAACCUCGGCUGCGUUUACCCCGCAUUGAUGGUGGAACCUUACCCCGUCCAAACGAGGACCUUUUGUCGUUCAUCAAGCGUCGCGACGUUCAAAGGCUCCGAGCCAUUUCUUCUGAGACUGUUGUUGAACGCCAAUCUCGUCUACAGCGUGAAAAAAAUGCAGAGAAGGAUAGAGCACCGGGCAGGAAAGGGGCUCGUGUGUACUACUGGGAUCUGGUCGAAGGAGUGAGGGUAUGGACAGCAGUAGGAAGGAACAAUUAUGAAGACAUCUGGGAGAGAUAUGGUUCGCGCCAGCGACGUUAUGAUUCAGUUGCAGACGAAUGGGAAGUUUGCACGGACUUGGAUCCUGAAGACGGUCCUGACUACAGCCUUUACGAUGAUGACGACGACGACUCGGACUGUUUCAUUUCAGUGCAGACUCACAUGAAUGAGGAAACAAAUCAUAACGUGGGUACUGCUUCCUCGGGUUCCUACCUUGCUCGUCUGUAUCCGAAUAAGCGCACAGAGGCCGACUCAUUGAACUCUGGGUUCCGUGAAGGCAUUGAAGAUGUCGCCUAUUAUAGAUUUGGGUUUCUCAAACAACCUCGACCCGAUAAUCGCGACGUUGUGCUUAAACCACAGGUCUGGAGCAAGGUAUUGGGCCUAAUAGGAUGUGGACGUUCACCACCAUCUCCUGGACCAGAUGAUUAUGUCAAACUGCAAAUGUGUAACUUCGUAACCCAACUGAUGGAUGCAGUCAAUCUACGGACUGCACCCCAAGUGUAUGAUCUGGCUGUUAGGAAUAGUCUCAUGAGGCCUCCGGUUCCGUUUGAAGUUGACGUAUUAUGCUCAUUCGAUGGUCAUUAUUUUUUGAUACAAGCUCAAGGUGCCACAGAUCAUGAGCCAUACUUGAUUGCUUUACGCAGUGCUGCCACCGUUAUGGAGAUAGCACGACGGGAGUGGGGUCCCAAGACCGAAAAUAUUCUCACACGCCUGAUUGAACAUGGGAUGCCCUUCAACACACUUUUGGCUAGCUACCCUCCUCGCAAAACCCGGGCCAUUCCCUGUCGUCGACCUGCCAUGUUGGGCCUGCGUCCUGCCUCCUUCAAACCAACAUUACAAGACUACUGUGCUUAUGAGAUUCUUCGUGAUAAUUUCCUGCGCUCAGCUAGAGGUCGUGCGGCACUCCUUGCUGGGGGUAUUAUCUCCCGAUUAGCUCGAGAAGUGGUUGAUGUGAAUGAUGUUUGCGAUGGGCCUACUGGACAUGCUCUGCAAGAAGGAGAGUAUUCACUCUGUGUUUGGGAGGCGGGUCAAAAUCGAGCAUUUUGGGAUGAUCAACUCACUAAUGAAGAAAUGGAUCUCAUAUGUGGGGCAUACGAGGUUGUUACAGGUAUGUGUUCACCUUCUCUCAAGGACUUUUUGUAUAAGGUCUCCUCCAGGUGUAAUUUCGAAAGACGGCGUAGAGCAGACCGCAAUCCGAUCAUGGUGGCCCCGUUCGGGUCCCUGGAGAUCAUGUGGUCUUAA